Molecule: messenger RNA, 4811 nt
Organism: Xenopus tropicalis (tropical clawed frog)
Lineage: Eukaryota; Metazoa; Chordata; Amphibia; Anura; Pipidae
Gene: csf1r
Product: colony stimulating factor 1 receptor
Exons: 21
Coding region: 71-2878 (935 amino acids)
Biological process (GO): macrophage colony-stimulating factor signaling pathway; cytokine-mediated signaling pathway; cell surface receptor protein tyrosine kinase signaling pathway
Cellular component (GO): plasma membrane; membrane
Molecular function (GO): transmembrane receptor protein tyrosine kinase activity; protein kinase activity; nucleotide binding
Source: RefSeq, marked provisional
CAAGUGUAACCUUCAGACUUGCCGUAUCUGAGUGCAAGAGAAAAGCUACUGCCCCAUAGGAGAGGGCACCAUGUACCCAGCAGUGCUCGCCCUGCUAGUCGCAACAAUUGUCUACUAUGGCAUGGCCACCCCUGUGAUUAAGGAGGGAGGAGAGAUAAUUGUCAGUCCUGGGGAUCGCGUUACUCUUACGUGCUCAGGCAAUCAAACUGUAAAAUGGGACAUAAGGAAAUCAACCAAAUGGAUUGUUAAGCAAUCGGAAACCAUUUCAGUGCUGGAAAUAAAGUCAGCCACUUAUAAGGAAACCAAAAGCUACAAGUGUGUUUACAAUGACACCCGGUAUUCUGGAAUGGCAUCGGUGCACUUAUAUGUCAAAGACACAAGCUAUAGCUGGAGCACCUUCUCAGGCACCGUGGUUAAAAUGGAAGAAGGCAAAGAUGUGGUUCUACCCUGCUUGAUAACAGAUCCAUCUAUCCCACGCGCUAACAUUCAGCUGGAGUCCUCCUCAUUAAACUCAGCCAACAUAUCAUUUGAUUAUCAUAAAGGCUUUACUAUUCAUGGGGUGCAGAUGGAAAAUGAUGGAAUGUAUAUCUGUAAAGCCACAGUGAAUGGCCAUGUGAGAAAGUCUCUAGAAAUGAGGCUUUUUGUAAUUGAAGUGCCACGGUUACCUCCCAAUGUUACUAUGGAACCUCAAAAUGACAUUCGAAUAAAAGGAGAAGCAUUCAAAAUCACCUGCAAAGCAACUGGUAAAGUGUUACCUGUACUCCGAUGGGAAACCCCUGCAACAGAUUAUACAGUCACCAAUACAACAAGGCUUACUCUGAUGGACUGGACUACCACUUCCACCUUAUAUAUCCAUAAAGUGAACUUCACUGACAGCGGGAACUACACAUGCAUAGGAUACUACCCAUCAUACGCAUCACAACUGAAGAGAAUUUCUACGUCUCUGCAUGUGAUAGAGGAAGGCUAUGUACGCCUCACUACGUUAGGUAACAACAGGAUAACGCUAAGAGCUGGAGAAAGUACCAACAUAACGAUCCUUAUUGAUGCAUAUCCAAGUCAGUUGUCCUGGGCUUGGAUACAUGAGAACCAUGGAAACCAAUCAAAUGUGUCCUCACAAGCAGUGGUGAAACCGGAUGGGCAUUACAGGAAUGUGACUAUCUUGCAGCUAAAUCGGAUAUUGGAAUAUGAAGAAGGCUCCUAUACCUUCACCGCACAGAAUGCAAGAGCUAACGCCUCUUUGGCUUUCAAAAUAGUCUUGAACCGCCCACCUGUGGUUAAUAAAAUGUGGUCAAUUAAUAAUACUUAUACUUGCACAGCAUCUGGAUAUCCAUUACCCAAAAUUGAAUGGUCUAAGUGUUCCGAAAAUAAAAUUUGCCAUGAAAAUAUAAAGCAACCUAUGACAAAUUAUAACAUUAUAGUAGAAAGUCAUUUAACAGUCACGCAGAACAUCACAUCCAUUGUCUGCAAGGCUUUUAACUCGGUAGGAGAGGACUCUAGGGAAAUGGAAUUACCACGGACAUUUGAAACGAGCCGUCCAGACCAGGAAAAAUUAUUUACACCUAUUGUGAUAUCAUCUCUGAUUCUAGCAGGAAUAUUUAUUGUGUUGUCAGCCUUCCUGUAUUACAAAUACCAGCAGAAACCAAAAUAUGAAAUCCGCUGGCAGAUCAUUCAGCCUGCAGAAGGUAACAAUUACACAUGCAUCGACCCAACUCAGCUCCCAUACAAUGAUAAAUGGGAGUUUCCAAGGACCAACUUGCAAUUUGGAAAGACCCUGGGAGCAGGAGCCUUCGGGAAGGUGAUGGAAGCUACUGCUGUUGGCCUGGGAAAUGAAGAUUCGGCAGUCACGGUCGCUGUGAAGAUGCUUAAACCCAGUGCCCAUACAGAUGAGGUGGAAGCUUUAAUGUCAGAACUGAAAAUUCUGAGUCAUCUUGGCAACCAUAAGAAUAUUGUCAACCUGCUUGGCGCUUGCACACAUGGAGGCCCGAUUCUCGUGAUCACAGAGUACUGUCACUAUGGAGACCUGCUGAACUUCUUGCGGAAGAAAGCACAAAUCAUGAAUGAAAUGUUUAGUGCAUCCCUGGAAGAACAGAGCAGUACAUCAAGCGAUUACAAAAAUAUGACUAUUGAGCAUAAGUAUAUAAAAAGUGACAGUGGCUUCCUAAGCAAGGGCACGGACAGUUAUGUUGAAAUGAAACCGGUCUCCUCUCUCUCAAGUCAAGGGGAUUCCCUCAUUGAUGAAAAAGAUACUGAUGACAUGUUGCCCUUAGACCUUUAUGACCUUCUGAGUUUUUCAUUUCAAGUCUCCCAAGGAAUGUCCUUUUUGUCAGCUAAGAAUUGUAUUCACCGUGAUGUUGCUGCCAGGAAUGUACUGGUGUCCCACGGACGUGUUGUCAAAAUCUGUGACUUUGGUUUGGCCAGGGAUAUAGAGAAUGAUUCAAAUUAUGUUGUUAAAGGCAAUGCUCGUCUGCCAGUAAAAUGGAUGGCCCCUGAGAGCAUAUUCGACUGUGUCUACACAGUGCAAAGUGAUGUGUGGUCCUAUGGAAUCCUUCUGUGGGAGAUGUUCUCACUUGGCAGAAGUCCCUAUCCUGGCAUCAUGGUUAAUCGCAAGUUUUACAAGAUGAUCAAAGAAGGGUACAAGAUGGACUGCCCUGAUUAUGCUCCAUUGGAAAUAUAUCGCAUCAUGAAGACUUGUUGGGAUCUGGAGCCCACUCAGCGCCCGACCUUUAACCAGAUCAGCACACUCAUCAGCAAGCAAAUUAAUAUACUUAACAAUCAGGACUAUGCCAACAUCUCUGAGGAUCAACAAGUCCAGGAAUGCAUGGAGAACAAGCGUGAGAGCCAGCCGCACUUUAAGGGAAACAAUUAUCAGUUUUGUUAGCCUAAACACAGGCAUCAGAAUGAUUAGUGGCGGCAGGGAAAAUGCGCGGCUUUAUAUUGCUCUUGGAAGACUUCAGCAACAUUCAAGGCAUAGCAGAUAUUAAGCUAAUUAAGAGAUUCCCUCUCUACACUACCUCUGUGUGGUGAUAAUCAGGUAGCAUUAAAGUCAUAUCACUGGAACAAUUCUCAGGAUUUCUGCUGACAAAUUUACACAAUGAUUUAAGCAAUGAAACUGGGCUUGAGUUUUACUGACAUUGCAUUAUUCUACUGACUCGACUCUACUGACUUGGAAUGUACAGCCCAAACUGGUAGCUUAGAUAUAGUAAGGUGACUUGGAAAGAAAACACAUGCAGUAUUCUAGGCUUGAAGUACCACAGUCUGACUAAUUUGGUGCCUUUUGUUUAAUUUAACCAAAACAUUAUGGUAAAAUGCCUCCAUGUAGCUAAAACAGACAUUGGCCAUUGGUGCACACUCCCCUAAACACCAAAUAUUUAGCUUGUUCCUCUCUACAUGUUCCAUUUCUUCAACUGGAAAUGUUGGUAGUUGAGAUUCAUGCCACCUUCAUUGAGAUAAGGAUUCAAUGGAUUAAUGGGGGUUCUAAAAUCCCCUACACCAGGGGUCCCCAACCUUUUACACCUGUGAGCCACAUUCAAAUGGAAAAAGUGUUGGGGAGCACCACAAGCAUGAAAAAUGUUCAUGUGGGUGCAAAUAAGAGUUAUCAUUGGCUAUUUGGUAGCCCAUAUGUGGACUGGCAGCCUAAACAAUGCCCUGUUUGGCUUUACACUGUCUUUUUAUGCAACCAAAACUUGCCUCCUAACCAAAACUGAGCACCUACUUUGAGGCCACGGGGAGCAACAUGUUGUUCAUGAACCACUGGUUGGGGAUCACUCCCUACACAAUGGUCUCAAUUUCAUCCAACAGAUGUUUUAGAAACCAAGCAGACUGCCAUUAUCAGGAGGUACUUCAUUUAAUAGAUAUUGUCGAUUAAGCUUAUUAGUGAUUUGUGCUGCAGGAAUGGUGGUUGGGGAAAAGCAUUACCUUAAUUGAAAAAGGGACAUUUCUGUUUCCCUGUACAGAGCUCAAUUUUUGUAUUUCACGAUAUAUUCAUCAAUCCAGCAAGUAUGCAGUAUGUAUAAGCUUUUUAUAUAGAAAACAAUAAAUUAAAUUUAUAUCCUAAAAUCUAUUUUUAAUUACCAGCAAGUUUGCUUUUUUUUAACCUAUGUAAUAUAUGUCUUAUCUCCACCUCAGGGAUAUGCAACUUGUACACUCCAGUGGUCAUACUCCCAAGCAUUUCAGAUAAUAGAUCUCAAACCUGUAUAAGAAGUACACAAUGAAGUUACACUGGUCACUCUGGCUGUGUGUAGACAGCUAAGCAACAUUGGCUACACGCAUUGAUUAAAUUGAUACAAUGGAUUGCCCCUGCAGGCCCAUCAGUUAGAUCACUAGAUGGAAUUGAGGGCCUGCAUCUUUUUUGUUUUGACAAAUCAGUUGUGGGGCCAUUGCACCAGGGUUUUAUCUACAACAGUAUGGCUGAAAAUGGACAAUGGCUAGCUGGAGACAAUUGCAGGAUACUAACAUGGCAGACAUGAAGAAUUGACAUUUCUUUAAGAACUGGUGAUUGUUAUGUGUCUCCUGUAUUUAGUGUGUGUGUAUGUUUUAUUUAUUCCCAACAUUAUAAAGAGGGAAUAAUACAUUCAAAUCAUUUCAUUUGUACUGUGUGUGGAUGUUACAUUUUGAAUCUGUUCUUCUCUGUGAUCCUUAUGUACUCUGCUGAUUUUAGUAUUUCACUGUAAAAUGGCAGCUACUGAAAGUAAAAGCCUAAUGUUCAAAUAAAUGUCUCAGUUAUAUUAUGCAGCUCUUUAACUCCCUGAUUGGCCGUCUGUUUUGUAACUAACAGAAGCUUGGCAUAAAAAUAAAUAUUAUUCUGGAAUUUA